AUGGGGCUUGAGUAUCUCUGGGUCGAUGCCCUUUGCAUACUUCAAGACAACCCGCAUGACAAAGCGACUGAGAUUGGGCGCAUGUCAUCGUAUUAUGGUGCCAACACCGUGACGCUUCUGGCAGCAUCAGCUUCGGCGGCCAAUCAAGGCUUCUUGGAACCUCGCAGCGACCGAGGAAAGCAUGCAGUUGGUCCCUUUCGAUUUCCGUACCGAACAGCAAGUGGCGAGCUCGGAUCUGUUCUGCUGUAUAACGAGCUCGGCCCCGACGCGGAGCCAAUCGCAACACGUGGCUGGACGCUCCAGGAAUCGCUGCUCAGUCAUCGGAUGGUGAUCUUCUCGUCCCAACAGCUCUUCUGGCGAUGCCAUGCAUCGGGCGUUGGCAGUGGUGGCUCUCUGGACGACUUUGCCUUCAGAACUAUAUCACAUACCAAUGUGUUCCGAGCCACAAGUCCGCUACCUGCAACGCCCGGUUGGGAUGAUUGGAUGGGCAUCAUCAAGGGUUACAGUCGGCGGUCUCUGGGUGUUCCAUCAGACAAACUUUCUGCCGUCUCGGCAAUCGCCGAGGAGUCCAUCAAGAGACUCUCACGCCACCUUGAGAGGCCGAUACGCUACCUUGCUGGCUUGUUCCAUGAUGCCGAGUACCCAGAGGUGCUGAUGUCACAGCUUUUAUGGGCCGCAUUGAGACCUGAAGACAUGACCCCAUAUUGGCAUCGUAGUGUCAGCAGAGACUGCAAUUAUCGGGCCCCAUCGUGGAGUUGGGCAUCAGUUGAUGGGCCCCUCACUCAUGUUACGGUCGGUAGCAUGUUCUUCUACAGUGGAAGCUGUGUGAAGUCACAACUUCUGACCGUCGAGGUCCAGACCACCUAUCCAACAGUUCCUUAUGGAAUGGUUUCGGACGGCUACCUUGAGGUGAAGGGCCCGUUGAUGACUUUCGGGACCGAUAGCAUGGGAUUCAAGAAACUGCAACCGUUUAUGAUAAUCGAGCAGCCAGAUGAAUGGCAACCUUCGGAAAAAACUUUGUCUUUGAGCCCGGAUACAGAGGAGGCGAAAAGGCGGCUCGAAUCCAUGUUGGACGGAUCGCUUGAGGAGCCACUCAUGUUACUCACUCUUCUAACGAGUGCGCGAGACGCCGAGCGGGCUUUGGGUCUGGUUCUCAGAUCAGUCGCGGCGGGAAAAGAUGAAGAUCGUCCUGCCAUCUGCUACAGGCGCAUAGGUGUAUUCGUGAUGAAGCUUGGCGUUAGCAGUGGCCAGGAUGAUUCGCCCGAACAACAAGCUGUUGAAGCUUUCUUGGAUCAAGGACAUGAAAAUACCCUCAGGCUCGUGUAA
Colletotrichum spaethianum is the source of this 1326-nucleotide messenger RNA. RefSeq lists its product as uncharacterized. Lineage: Eukaryota; Fungi; Ascomycota; Sordariomycetes; Glomerellales; Glomerellaceae. The record is from RefSeq and is a predicted model, not a curated record. The transcript has a single exon. The coding region runs from base 1 to 1326 and encodes 441 amino acids.